Molecule: messenger RNA, 1218 nt
Organism: Asparagus officinalis (garden asparagus)
Lineage: Eukaryota; Viridiplantae; Streptophyta; Magnoliopsida; Asparagales; Asparagaceae
Product: probable aquaporin PIP1-2
Exons: 4
Coding region: 126-986 (286 amino acids)
Biological process (GO): response to water deprivation; transmembrane transport
Cellular component (GO): plasma membrane; plasmodesma; vacuole
Molecular function (GO): water channel activity
Source: RefSeq, a predicted model, not a curated record
AAGCUCCCCACUCAACCCCAAGAGCUCCUCCACACCCUGUUAAGCUUCGAUCUUCAAGAAGAGAGAGAGAGAGAGAGAGAGCUAGAGAGAGAAAGGAGAGGGGGAAAAAAAGAAAAAGAAAGACGAUGGAGGGGAAGGAGGAGGAUGUUCACGUAGGUGCGAACAAGUACUCGGAGAGGCAGCCCAUAGGCACCUCAGCCCAAACGGACAAGGACUACAAAGAGCCGCCCCCAGCCCCCCUGUUUGAGCCCGGGGAGCUCAAGUCGUGGUCCUUCUACAGAGCAGGGAUCGCUGAGUUCAUCGCCACCUUCCUCUUCCUUUACAUCUCCAUUCUGACCGUCAUGGGUGUCGUCAAGUCCCCUUCCAAGUGCUCCACCGUCGGGAUUCAGGGGAUCGCCUGGGCUUUUGGGGGCAUGAUCUUCGCUCUUGUCUACUGCACCGCUGGAAUCUCUGGUGGUCACAUAAACCCAGCAGUGACCUUCGGUCUCUUCUUAGCAAGAAAACUGUCCCUAACCAGGGCCAUAUUCUACAUGGUGAUGCAGUGCUUGGGUGCAAUUUGUGGUGCUGGUGUGGUUAAGGGAUACCAGACCGGUCUCUACGAGUCCCAGGGUGGUGGGGCCAACGUCGUGGCCCCUGGGUACACCAAGGGUGAUGGUUUGGGUGCCGAGAUUGUCGGCACCUUUGUUCUUGUGUACACCGUCUUCUCUGCUACUGAUGCCAAGAGGAGUGCCAGAGACUCCCAUGUCCCUAUUCUUGCUCCGUUGCCAAUUGGGUUUGCAGUUUUCCUAGUUCAUUUGGCCACUAUCCCCAUCACUGGCACUGGCAUUAACCCAGCAAGGAGUCUUGGUGCUGCCAUCAUCUACAACAAGGACCAUGCUUGGGAUGACCAUUGGAUUUUCUGGGUUGGUCCCUUCAUUGGAGCUGCACUCGCUGCCAUGUACCAUCAAAUCGUGAUCAGAGCAAUCCCAUUCAAGAGCAGGUCUUGAUUGAUGAUCUCAAUUGUUAAAUGUUCUCUGAGCGAUCAUAUCUUGUGUCUUGUUGUUGUGGUGCUUUUAUUUUCCUUAUUUUUCUUUAGUAUUUCUCUCUCUCUCUCUCUCUCUCUCUCUCUCUCUCUCUCUCUUCCAUCAUGUAAUCGAAUGUAUUGAGUGGUUCAUCAAUUGUGUACAUUAAACUAUGUUAUCUAGUAUGAGUGCAGCUUGAAGUGGAUGUUAUUGUUUC